Messenger RNA from Cucurbita pepo subsp. pepo (vegetable marrow), 1503 nucleotides. RefSeq names its product cytochrome P450 71AU50-like. Gene Ontology annotation, molecular function: oxidoreductase activity, acting on paired donors, with incorporation or reduction of molecular oxygen; iron ion binding; monooxygenase activity. Lineage: Eukaryota; Viridiplantae; Streptophyta; Magnoliopsida; Cucurbitales; Cucurbitaceae. The record is from RefSeq and is a predicted model, not a curated record.
AUGGCUUUGAUUUUGGCCACAAUGAUACUCAUCUCCCUUCUUACAUACCUCAUUCAAGGAUGGGUAUUCAAAAGCAACACCUUUGGCAACAAACUCCCUCCUGGUCCAAAAGGGUUUCCCAUUAUUGGAAGCCUUCAUCUAUUAUCAAAACUCAUUCAUAGAGAUCUUCAUCACUUAUCCCAACGAUAUGGACCCAUCAUGUACAUGCAAUUAGGUCGUGUUCAUGCCAUCGUUGUCUCGUCCCCUCGAGCUGCCGAGCUCUUCCUUAAAACCCACGAUCUUGAUUUCCCGAGUCGUCCACUUACUAAGACCUCCAACCAAAUAUCCUAUGGAAGAAAAGGGAUUGCUUUUUCUCAAUAUGACUCCCAUUGGCGUAAUAUGCGCAAAAUGUGCACUCUCGAAUUGUUUAGCUUCCUCAAAAUCAACUCCUUUUCGUCGAUGAGAAAGCAAGAGGUUCGUUUAUUGGUCGAUGAUCUUCAAGAGGCUGCGGAAAAUCGUGUUGCUGUGGAUCUUAGUUCAAAAAUCUCGUGUCUUAUUGUAGAUAUCAUGUGUUUGAUGGUGGUGGGGAGAAAAUAUAGAGACAAAGAGUUGGAUGCAAAGGGUUUUAAGGCUGUGAUACAAGAAGCCACACGGUUAGCGGCAGCUCCUAACUUGGGUGAUUUUUUCCCUUUUAUUGCUAGGCUUGAUCUUCAAGGAUUGUGCCGUCGUGCAAAGUCUGUUGGUGAUGUAUUUGAUGGGUUCUUAGAGAAGAUUGUUGAAGAACAUGUUGUGUCCAAGAAUGAUAAAAAUAAGGACUUUGUAGAUGUUAUGUUGGAUUUGAUGGGAUCUCGUGAAAAUGACUACCAAAUUGAUUGCUCCACCAUUAAAGCUAUGAUUCUCGAUUUGCUCAUCGCAGCUGUUGAUAGUUCAACCACUAUAAUCAAUUGGGCGUUACCCGAGCUUAUUAAGCAUCCACAUAUAAUGAAGAAGAUGCAAGAAGAAUUGGAAAAAGUGGUGGGUUUGAAUAGAAUGGUUGAAGAAUCAGACUUGAACAACUUAAAAUACUUAGAGAUGGUCAUCAAAGAGACUUUUAGGAUGCAUCCACCCAUUCCAUUAAUUCCACGUGAAUCCAUACAAGAUUGCAUGGUCAAUGGUUACCAUAUUCCUAACAAAUCUCGCCUAGUAAUAAACGCGUGGGCAAUAGGGCGAGAUGCGAGGACUUGGUUAGAUCCCGACGAAUUUAUUCCCGAGAGAUUUGUUGAUGAGCAAGUAGAUAUGAAAGGAAAAGAUUUUAAACUGAUUCCAUUUGGAUAUGGUCGUAGAGGUUGUCCUGGAACGCAAUUAGCAUUGACCACAGUUCGGCUUGUGGUAGCUCAACUUGUACAUUGCUUUGAUUGGGAACUACCGAAUGGUAUGAUGCAAGCUGAAUUGGAUAUGACAGAAGAAUUCGGUUUAACUUGUCCUAGAGCUCAAAAUCUUGUCCUUAUUCCCAGGUAUCGACUAAACAAUGCGAACCUGAAUUAA